Trichophyton benhamiae CBS 112371 is the source of this 6876-nucleotide messenger RNA. RefSeq lists its product as uncharacterized. Gene Ontology annotation, cellular component: nucleus; SAGA complex; NuA4 histone acetyltransferase complex. Gene Ontology annotation, biological process: regulation of DNA-templated transcription; DNA repair. The coding region runs from base 1 to 6876 and encodes 2291 amino acids. NCBI's taxonomy places the organism in Eukaryota, Fungi, Ascomycota, Eurotiomycetes, Onygenales, Arthrodermataceae. The transcript has 2 exons. The record is from RefSeq and is a predicted model, not a curated record. Gene Ontology annotation, molecular function: transcription coregulator activity.
AUGACUAUUGCCAUAUCGAGCUAUCAUUUGCUAACAGAAGACACGCGUUAUUAUGUUGUAGAAACUAAAUUAAAAUGCGCAGCCGCGGUUGAGAUCCGUGACUCCCUGGAGCAUCUGUGCUCGGGCGCUACAUACCCCAUUUUCCUGGCGAAACUAUGGCCGGCGUUCAAGAAGGUGCUCAAGGGGGAACCGGUGUUUAUCAGUCUAUCGUUUGAGCAGAAACUACGGAACUGUAUCCUGGAGAUUCUCCAUCGCCUACCUCUAGAGCUUCCGGAAGUUGAGCCAUAUGCUGGUGACAUGGUUGACCUGCUCAUAGAACUUGUGAGAAAUGAGAACGAGGAUAACGCCGUCAUCUGUAUGAAAACUAUCAUGGACCUCCAACGACGACAAAUCAGGGCGACGCAAUCGCGAGUUCAAGCUUUUCUGGAGCUCAUCCAAAACAUGUUUGAAGGAAUGCCGCAGGUUGUGCGAGAUACUUUUGAUACCCCUCAGGCUCAGACCUCCACUCCUGGAAUGCCUUCGACACCCAACACGGCAGCUCAGAACUUCCAGUCCCCACGCCCUAGUUCUCCGGCUACUUCUGUAUCCGACCUAGGGCCUGAGCAGCAGCAAACAAACCAAAUGUUAGCGAAGGGUAUGCAUUCGUUCAAGGUGCUCGCGGAGUGUCCUAUCAUCGUUGUCUCGAUCUUCCAGAUACACCGCCACCCUGUAACCACCAACGUGAAGGUGUUUGUUCCCCUUAUAAAGGGGAUAUUACUUCUCCAAGCACGGCCGCAAGAGAAGGCCCACAACGAAGCCAGAGCGCAGGGGAAGAUUUUCACCGGGGUCAGCAAAGAUAUCAAGAACAGAGCCGCCUUUGGGGAGUUCAUCACACUGCAGGUCAAGACGAUGAGUUUCCUUGCCUACCUACUAAGAGUUUAUGCAAGUCACCUCCAGGAUUUCCUUCCCUCUUUGCCUGGAGUCGUCGUUCGUUUGCUGCAAGAUUGCCCUAGGGAGAAGUCCAGUGCGAGGAAGGAGCUCUUAGUCGCAAUCCGCCAUAUCAUCAAUUUCAAUUACCGCAAGAUAUUCCUUGAAAAGCUCGACGACCUAUUAGACGAGCGGACAUUGAUCGGCGAUGGUCUUACGGUGUACGAGGCGCUCAGGCCACUAGCUUACAGCAUGUUAGCCGACCUGAUACACCAUGUUCGAGAAUCCCUUACUCGGGACCAAAUUCGUCGUACCCUCGAAGUCUACACUAGGAAUCUUCAUGAUGAUCUUCCAGGAACAAGCUUUCAGGCAAUGAGCGCGAAGCUCCUCCUCAACAUGGCUGAGAAAAUAGCUAGCAUGGAGAAUAAGAAGGAGGCGCGGUACUUCCUUAUCAUGAUUCUGGAUGCUAUUGGGGACAAGUUCGCUACCAUGAACUAUCAAUAUAACAAUGCAGUUAAGGCAUCGAAGCUCGUCAAGCAGAAUGCAGAUAAUUUGUCAGAAGGAUACCUUGCUGAUAAGAAUCAUCCUCCGGACUGGGACGAGAUCGACAUAUUCACUGCAGUACCGAUAAAAGCCACCAAUCCCAGAGAUAGGAAUGCCGACCCUGUCAAUGAUAAUAAGUUCCUGUUUAAGACUCUUAUUACUGGUUUGAAGGGUCUUUUCUAUCAGCUAAAGAGCUGCAAUCCAGAGGAUCUAAAACUAGACCCAUCGUACACACCUGUUAACUGGGCAGAAGUCUCGUUCGGAUACAACGCUGAAGAAGUCCGUAUCAUUAAAAAACUCUUUCACGAAGGUGCGGGACUUUUCAGAUAUUAUGGUGCGGAUAGCAAGGAGCCUGAGAUUCAAUAUGCAAGCCCUCUUGAGUUUCUCUCUAGCCAGUAUAUGCGGCACAUGAGCUCCGAGGAAAAGGAGCUUCUUGAAAGCUUUGGGACUAUCUUUCACUGUGUUGAUACUGCGGCAUUCCAUGAAGUUUUCAAGAGCGAGAUUCCCUAUUUGCACAGCCUUAUGCUGGAGCACAGCGCCCUGCUUCAUCUCCCGCAAUUCUUUCUCGCGAGCGAAGCCACAUCUCCUGCCGUUGCUGGGAUGACUCUACAGUACUUGAUGGAACACAUCCAUGAAGUUGGGUCUGCAGAUGUCGCCAACUCCCGGAUUCUCUUGAGAAUGUUCAAGCUUUCGUUUAUGGCUGUCACACUGUUUUCGGCACAGAACGAACAGGUACUUCACCCGCAUGUCACCAAGAUUGUGGCCAAGUGCAUUGAAUAUUCUGUGACUGCAGAAGAGCGGAUGAAUUAUUUCCUGCUUCUAAGAUCACUUUUCCGAAGUAUUGGAGGUGGACGCUUUGAGUUACUCUACAAAGAAUUACUGCCCUUGCUGGAGAUGUUGCUGGAAACUUUCAACAAUCUUCUACUUGGCGCUAGGAAGACACAGGAACGUGAUUUAUAUGUGGAAUUGACGCUGACUGUCCCAGCACGACUUAGUCACUUGCUUCCUUAUCUAAGCUAUCUCAUGAGGCCGUUAGUUGUUGCUCUCCGGGCAGGGUCAGAUCUUGUCAGCCAAGGUCUUAGGACCCUUGAGCUCUGUGUUGACAACCUGACUGCCGAUUACCUGGAUCCAAUUAUGGCCCCGAUAAUGGACGAGCUUAUGACUGCUCUCUGGGAUCAUCUCCGACCAAACCCUUACAGCCACUUCCAUGCCCACACCACGAUGAGAAUUCUUGGGAAGCUUGGUGGGCGAAAUCGAAAAUUCCUAAAUCACCCUCCUGAGCUCUCAUUCCAACAAUACUCUGAUGAUACACCGAGCAUGGAUAUCAAGCUUAUUGGGUCUAAUAAGGAUAGAGCCUUUCCUCUCGAUAUCGGAAUUGACCUUGCCCUAGGGAAGUUACUUGACACUCCUGCGGCCAAUGCAUCCGAGACUGUGCAGAAGGCAGAUUUAUUCUACAAGAAGCAAGCGUACCGCAUGCUGAGCUCUCAGCUCAAGCUCUAUAUUGGUUUCGAGCAUCCGCCCGAUGACCUGGCAACACUCCUACGCCUUCAGGCCAACGAUCUAGCAGAUGGGAAGUUCUCUGGGACGGUGGAUAUCUUGGAGAAGUCUGAUCGUCAAUGCUCCUCCUCAAAGAGACUUGCACAAGAGACCACCCUCAAGAAGUUAUUGAAGGCUUGCAUAGUUGCAUCUACAAUCCCGCACUUGAAACAAUCUGCAACCGCUUUUCUAGCUGAUGUUUGCCGCCAUUUUACCAUUAUUGAAAUCGGAAGGUCUCUAGCACAAUCACGGCAUAUACGUCGUCCUUUCAGCGUGUCACUGGGCGAAGGCCCCUUGUAUCUGGAUACGAGGACUCUUGCUGAUGCUGUGGUUGAAUGUUUAGCCUCUGAAAAUCCCGCGGUUCGUGACGCCGCUAAAGAGGUUAUCUUCAACGUCCGAAGUGCUGCCGUUGUUAUAUUCGGCUCUGCAGAGAAGGCAGGAAAACUCCCAUUCUUCCCCCAUCUCGGUAGAACGCUUUGCCAUGCUUGUCAUGACGAGGAGUGGUUCACAAAGGCUGCUGGAAGCCUUGGUAUACAUCUUUUCGUUACUGAACUGGACUUGGGAAACGCUUGGUUGAUCGACCGGCAAGUUGAAUUCAUUCGAGCCCUUAUGUACGUGAUUAAAGAUACGCCAUCCGAUUUCCCGGGAGCGACUCGAACACAAGCCCAAGAGACAAUGGACUUGAUUCUCCGGAAAUGCAAUGAGGGCGUUUCCAAAGAGGAGCUGAAAAACGAACGAGGCCGAGUGUUGGCCUUGUGCGGCGUAUUGAGCUAUGAACUAUCCCAUAUGAACAAACAUGUUCGUCAGGCUGCCCAGAGUGGAAUAGCGACUCUGGCAACAACUUUGGGUGCGGAAGUCCAUGAGCUCAUUACUCCCGUCAAAGACCGACUUUUGAUGCCAAUAUUCAACAAGCCACUCCGUGCUUUACCUUUCCCUACUCAGAUUGGCUGUAUCGAAGCGAUAGCAUACUGCCUCGGUCUUCGUCAGAACAUUGUCACAUUUAAUGAUCAGCUCAACCGUUUGCUAAUGGAAUCUCUGGCCCUUGCCGACGUAGAUGAUGAUGCCUUAGCAUCCAAACCAAAUGAGUUUAAGACUGCCGAGCAGAUCGUUAACCUUCGUGUCUCCUGUCUCCGUCUUCUGUCAAUGGCCAUGGGUUUCCCUGACUUUGCAAGUGGUCCACAGAGCCAUAGCCGCGCUAGAAUCAUUGCUUGUUUUUUCAAGUCGUUGUAUUCAAGGUCCCCCGAGAUUAUUGAAGCUGCGAACUCUGGCCUUCGCGAUGUUCUCACUCAGACCAACAAGUUGCCUAAGGACCUCCUUCAGAACGGCCUUCGACCAAUUUUGAUGAACCUUCAGGACCCCAAACGUUUGAGUGUUGCUGGUUUGGAUGGAUUAGCUCGCCUUCUCACCCUACUGACGAACUAUUUCAAAGUUGAAAUAGGAUCACGGCUCCUGGACCACAUGAGAGUCAUUGCUGAUGAAAACAUCCUGCAAAGAGCAUCUUUCGGGCUUGUUGAACAGAAUCCUCCCAUGAAAAUUGUUGCUGCUAUCUUUAAUAUUUUCCACCUUCUUCCUGCAGCUGCGACCUCAUUCAUGGAGAACCUUGUUAACAAAGUCUUGUACUUGGAAGACCGGUUGAGACGGACAUCUAGCAGCCCUUUCAGAAAGCCAUUACUCAAAUAUCUCAAUCGAUAUCCCCGAGAGAGUUGGAUUUUCAUGCAGGCCAAGUUCCAGGAAGAAAAACACGGGAGAUUCUUUGGUCAGCUCCUAGCAAGCCCUGAGAGUUCGGCAUUGCGUUCAACCAUUUUUGCGGAUUCCGAAACAUUAAUAAAACUCGCCUUCUUCCAAGAAGAGUCCCCCCGCAAAAAUACCGCGGCAAUCAAUGGAAUCUACUUUGUCCAUUCGAUUUGCUCUCAUGAAGCUACUAAGGGAUUCUUGAAUGCCCAGCCUGACCUGAAGCGACACCUCUUGAACAGUGGCCGAGACCUGAAUUCUAAGCUACGUAAUGAUAGGCUCCCUCCAGACGAGCGGUUGAGAGUCGAACAAGCCCAAGAUCAGCUGUUGGAAAUAUUCACAAUUCAUCUUUCGCAGUCCCUUGAUGACCUUGAUUUCCUGUUCGAUGUUAUCGACAAGAUAUCCGCCGGUGACUUGAAGACAACUCUUACGUUGCCAAAAUUUUUCUACCAGUACAUUAUCACAAACUCAUCCAUUGCUUACCGGAGGUCCGUAAUUUCUCGCUGCUUAGAUCUCUACAACCAGCGUACCUCAUCCCAGAAAUUGAAAACUUACGCCUUCCAUCAUCUUGUUAAUCCCAUACUUGCCAUGGAUGUGAAGAAUACCUGGGACAGUCCAACCCCUGGUACGGGAGUUCUUGAUCGCAGUUUAACCGAUCUUAUCCACAACCGACUAUGGAAACCACAGCUGGGUGAUCUUAGUGAAGAAUCUGGUCAGCCUGGGAUAGACCAUUCCCGCAUGGAGCUUCUUCAGCUUUCCGCAUUGCUUAUAAAAUAUCACCAUGGCAUUGUUCAAGAAAGUAGAAAAGACAUCAUAAAGUUUGCAUGGAGCUACAUUCGUCUCGAGGAUACCAUCAACAAGUAUGGAGCAUACGUACUAAUCAGUUAUUUCAUUGCACAUUAUGAAACACCCUCAAAGAUUGUCGUCCAAAUCUAUGUCGCUUUGCUGAGAGCUCAUCAGAAUGAGGGAAAAUCUCUAGUUACCCAGGCAUUGGAAAUCCUGGCGCCUUCUCUUCCAAAGAGAAUUCUCUCCGGCCCUGACCCUCGUUUCCCAGUGUGGGCCAGAUGUCCUCGUCGCAUUCUAACGGAAGAGACAGCGAACUUACAGCAGGUCAUGAGCAUACUGCAAUUCCUUGUCCGACAGCCCGAUCUUUUCUACGAGUCCCGCGAAUACUUCAUCCCUCUCAUAAUCCCAUCACUUGUCAAGAUUGCAGGACCAACCAAUGUCUCUUUUGAUAGCAGAAAGCUCGUUUUACACUUGAUCAACCUUAUUUGGAUCUGGGAAGAGAAGAGAGUGACUGGAUGGCGAGACCCGACCUCUCCAAACUCAGCGAAACGAAAAUUGGCCGAGAUGCAAGCGUCACCAUCAAUGAGUACCACACCACUCCCACAGAAAGAGCGUCCGGAAUACACCAUUCCCCUUGACUUGAGGACGCCUCUUAUCAAGUACCUUGUUACCUUUGUCUGCAGUCUCGUUGAUCGCUUCUCUGUACCUGCAGCGCGGUUCCGCGAUCUACUGCCACCAAAGCCUCACCAAGCGCUGAAUAACUAUGGUGAAAUUUGCAAGAAAUCAGUGGUUUUGCUCCGACGAUUCCUCUCUCCUGAGUAUUGGCCUGAUGUGGAUAUUGACCUUUACCAAAAAACCCUAGAGCCUGUUUUAUGCAGCGAAAAGGCUGAGAAACCCGACGAAAAGCAUGUCACGGCCAUGGUCAACUCCCUCCAGGUUCUACGUAUUCUCUUGGCCGGAAAACCGAACAGCUGGAUUCUUGACCGCAUGUCUACCAUCCAGCAUCUUGUGGAAAAGGCUCUAAGAUCUGAUAACCCCGAAAUCCAGGAUUGUUUACAUGGUGGCGAAGAGGAGAUGGACAUCUCUCCAAAGUUACCACCACCCAUCAAGAGAGUUUUGGAUGCCCUGCCACAAGAAGAGCCAGUGGAAGAAGAAGGUGGUAUGGAUGUUGAUAAGCCGUCCGCUGAAUUUGUAACCUUCCUCUCAACGGUCGCCACGGAGUCAAUUUCAAGCGGCAACUAUAUCGCUGGAAUUAAUAUUCUCUGGACACUUUCGAAAUGUCAACCUGCGGAGAUGGACCAGCAUAUACCCCAUGUCAUGAAGAUUUUUUUCGCAAAAGCUUGCAAAGGACCACGUCGCUUCUUUCAACAAUAA